Messenger RNA from Arvicola amphibius (Eurasian water vole), 3552 nucleotides. It is a transcript of the gene Cyyr1, whose product is annotated as cysteine and tyrosine rich 1. The transcript has 5 exons. Bases 321 to 899 code for a protein of 192 amino acids. Lineage: Eukaryota; Metazoa; Chordata; Mammalia; Rodentia; Cricetidae. The record is from RefSeq and is a predicted model, not a curated record.
GUGGUCAAGGACGCCAGAGAAGCUGCUUUUUGCUUGCCAGAGCCAGCACCUUUGGGCGGGACAAAGAGCCCCUGCCGCAGCUCUGUUGCCAGGCAAGGACCACUGGCGCCCAGCUCCCCGCAGCCAGCCGGCUUCUUCAGGGCUCUGGUUAGGGUCAUGGCCAGACCUGCUCUGGACCCUGCUCUCGACAGCACAGCCCUGUACACCUAACCACCCUGUAUCCUCCUAAUCGCUGCAGGGUUUCCUGGCCGUCCCUUUACUCCACCCUCUGCCAGGUCUACCCGUCCGUCCUACAGAGCAGCUUGGUGCCACCGGCUUGGAUGGACGUGCUGAGGCUGCCCCAGCGUCCUGGGGUCUUGCUUCCGAAGUUGGUUCUGCUCUUUGUCUACGCAGAGGAUUGCCUUGCUCAGUGUGGCAAAGACUGCAGGUCUUACUGCUGCGAUGGAAGUACCCCCUACUGUUGCUCCUACUAUGCCUACAUUGGGAACAUUCUCUCUUCUUAUUCUGGGCAAGAUGGAGGAAAACAUACUCUGUCCCAUGUCGACACCAGAACCAGCUCUCCACCCUUGACAAGGGGCACUGCGAUUGCCGGUAUCGUGUUUGGAAUCGUGUUCAUCAUGGGGGUCAUUGCAGGAAUCGCCAUAUGCAUCUGCAUGUGCAUGAAGAAUAACCGGGGGACCCGCGUAGGUGUCAUCAGAGCAACCCACAUCAACGCCAUCUCCUCUUAUCCUGUGGCGCCACCCCCCUACACUUACGACCACGAGAUGGAAUAUUGUACAGACUUACCUCCACCGUACUCUCCGACCCCUCAAGCUUCAGCCCAGCGCUCCCCACCCCCUCCUUAUCCUGGAAAUUCAAGGAAACAUUCCUCCUCCCACAACAGAAUAUGUGCUAAUUAGCAAUUUUUGCCAGAAUGGAAUGCCUUAAUUUAGAAACAUGCCAAACAAAUGAUUGUCUACUGGUUAAGGACAGAUAAUAUCUCAGGCAGAAUGCCCAUGUGGAUACAAGGGUCCCUACCCUGCCCGGAGUUGACCCUAGGUGGAGAUUUAUGCUUGGUUCUCUGCUGUCACACAUAAAGGGAUCUACUGAUCCACACAAGUACUAUCAGAUUAGAGCAGUGCACUUGGCAGGCCAUCUGCUAAUCAUGCUGCGUUAGAACUAGCUGAAGGAAGUUUCAACAUUGAACCUGGAAUAAAGAAGAAAAGAGGAUAGUCUGGGUUAUAUCAGGAAGCAGGUGUAUUCCAUAUAGCUUUAGUAGAACAAUAAUUACUCAUUAUUUUGUUUGUCCACAAAUAUGCAUUAUGUGCCUUCAAGUCUAUUCUGUGCCGGCACCAUUAGAGGCACUGGAUAGAAGAAACCAGAAGGAACUUGUGGUUUUAGCACAGGCUUACCUCAUCUUGUUGCACUUUGCCCUUUUGCACUUUUCAGGUGUUGCAUUUUUUACACCAUGAAGGUUUAUGGUAACCUUGCACCAAACCGUAUCGUUCACCCAGCAGUAGGAGCUCACAUCCUAUCUUUGUAUCACAUUUGGUAAUUCUCACAAAAUUUCAAAUGCUGUCGUUGCUGUUAUUAUGUCUGCUAUGGUGAUCUGUCAUUGGAUAAGAGUUGAUACUGUCAUAGUAGUCUCCUGUUUUGUUUUGAACUCUGUCCCUAUAAGACAGCGAGCUUAGUACAUUCAUAAAUAUUGUGUGCACUGUGUCUGCUCCACUGAAAAACUCCUCCCCUUACCCUUUCUUCCCCUUCCCUUACCCUCUCUUUUCUGAUAACAGUAUUGAAAUCAGGCAUAUUAUUAAGCCAACAAUGACCUCUAAGUGUGGAAGCUAAAAGAAGAAUAUAGCUCUUGCUUUAAACUCAAAGCUGGAAAUAAUUUAUCUCGGUGAGAAAGGCUUGGUCAAAUCUGGGACAGGCUGAAAGGUUGGUGUCUUAUACCAGUUCAUAAACUAAGCUUUAAAUAUAAAUGGGGAUUUCUUGAAGGAAACUAAACUUAUUUCUUUCCAAGCACAUGUAAAGAAAGAGAAAGGUGACCCAUUGUUCAUAAGGAGGACUCUUUAGUGGUAUGGGUAGCAGAUCAAAACAUCCACAUUCCCUUAAGUCAUAAAGCUUAAUCCAGAGUUAGGACUGAGCUCUCUUCCUCCCACAGAGGUGGGCAGGAGAGAGAAUUGAAGGUCUCAGAUCAGGUCCUGAAGUGGAGUAGCUACCUCUCCAACAGCAAAGUGAACAGUGAGGCAGCAGACACUGAUGUGUAGGCCUCAGCCUGUUCUCCCACAGACCAAGUUAGGAUCGCACAUAAAGAUGGUUACAGUAAAACAAAGUCUAGAUGAAAGUAAAGGGCUCUACUGUUGGCAGACAAGGCCUUUAGAACUUCCACACUCAGCAGAAAAAGUCAUCCUAACUCCAAAGCCUUAAAACAUAGGCUGCCUUUCUUGUUAGUGUCUAUGACACAAAUGGCAACCUUCAGAUAAAGCCAAUACCCAAUGUUCAUUUACUAGCCAAAAAUCCUUAAGAAUAUACUAAAUCUACUCAGUCUAUAUAGAGAACAAGCAAGUCAAUUUUCAGUUACAAGAAGUGUAGUCUAAUAAAUAUUUUAAGCCAAGUGUUGGAAUUUACUGCUCAGGGGAAAACAAGAUUCCUUUCAAAAUGUUACUGCUCACUGGCAAGGCAUUGGUAAUCCAAGAGCUCACAUGGAGAUGGAGAAGAGACAAAGAUAUUUCCAUGUUACUCAUGUCCGAAGCCUACUGUGUCCCAUAGACUCUGGGUAACUUCACCUUUCAAGCCUUACUACUUAGGAACUGUCUUUUAUAAGGUCAUGGCUGACAUAAAAAUGGGAUCUUCUGGAGGUUUAACAAAAUACAUUAGAGGCAUCCUGGAAAAAAACUUGCCAUUGUAUAAGACAUUAAAAUCAUCCAUGAUUCAUGAAAACAGAUCAGGAUAUCAAUAUUAAUAUUCAUCUCAAAGAAGUUGCUUUCAACGUCCGUGCAUAAUUUUGGUAGUUUGAAGACUUUGGUGGAGGAAGAACCUACAGAUAUGGUAGAAUCAUAAAGAAAUUGAAUUAGAGAUAGAAUUUAAAGAUUUUUUAACUCAAUUAUACUUUGUAAUAUCACUGCCAGAUGAGCAAUUGCUCCUUAAGAGUGAGCCCUGCAAAGUGGUUUCUUUGGGUGAGAUAUUCUCCUGGAGAAAGGUGCUGUGGGCAGAGAUGAGAUGAUAGGAGAGGGUUUGCUUUUAAGUCAUUUGAUAAGUCAGCAGCAAAAUUGGAGAUGACUACAAAUUUGAAGGAAGAUACACUGUUUAUUAAAAGCUACCAAAGGGCAUCACACGCUGCAGAGAAGCCUUUUGUAGACAGCAGGCUGCACUGUCAUUUGAAAGAACUAACAGCCAUCCAGCGUCAGCAACCACCAGGCUAGUCACUAAACAACUCUCACAUCACCAACGACCAAAAGAUGUGCGUCCGCUGAAAGCUCAGUUGCCUUUUAUCAGCAAUAAAAAAAAAUUUUAAUACAGGUGUCUACAUUACUUUGAAGAAACUUAAUAAAUGCAGUCUAAGCAUAACUUUAA